GGGAUUCAAACUGUGAAAGCAACAGAGCGACAGCUUCCUUGGAUCUGAAGUCGACGAGAGGCCCUGAGAUGCAGACCCGUGUGGUCCAGAUCUGGGGUUUCCUGAUGACGGUGCUGGGCUGGAUCUUUGUGGCGUGCACGAUGGCCAUGGAGGGCUGGAAGAUCACGUCCAUCGGGGGCAUGGGGGGCUCCUCCAUCAUCAAGGUGGCCUGGUACUGGUCCAGCCUGUGGAGAUCCUGCUUCACCGACUCCACCGCUGUCAGCAACUGUUACGACUACCCGGUGCUCUGGUCCGUGGAGGGUCACAUCCAGAUCGUGCGGGGCCUGCUGAUGGCGGCUCUCAGCCUGGGGAUGCUGGGCUUCGUGCUCAGUCUGAUGGGGAUGGAAUGCACCUUCAUCGGAGGACAAGACCGGUCCAAGUACAAGAAGAUCUACGCUGGAGGAUGGUGCCACAUCGUCGGUGGUUUUCUGUCUGUCUGCGGCUACGCUGUUUACGCUCAGUAUGUGUCAGUGGAAUACUUCAACCCCGACUUCGAUGGACUGAAGUACGACCUGGGCACUCCUCUGUUCCUGGGCUGGGUCGGCUCAGCUUUCCACAUGACUGGUGGUUUUUUCUAUCUGUGGUCCGUGUGCACGCCGCUGUUUGGAGAAACACAAAUGGUGAUCAAAAUCCAGCCGCCAGCUGACCCAGAACAGAACAAGUCCACCACGGCUCUGUCAUCGGUGUCAGAGAUCACGUCGAAGACCAAAGUGUCGUCUGUCUCCGAGCUGUCGUCCAGGUCCGAGCGCUCGGACGUGUCGGCCAUCUCCUCAAGAUCAGAGCGCACGUCCAAGUCUGGACGCUCGGCCAAGUCAGGACGGUCGACGAGGACAGGGCGAAGUACCAAGUCUGCAGGGUCGGGGUCGGGGUCGGGGUCAGGGUCAGGGUCGGGGUCGGGGUCUGAGUCCGGCCUCUCGUUGAGGUCCAGUGUUCCGACCUUGUCCGAGUCGAGCAGCAGCAGCCGAGCGGUGUCGUCUCUGUCCGGAGGCUCGAGGAGCGAGACGACUCCGUUCAUCAGAAACACUUUUAUCUGAGGAGAAACAAACCGAGUCCUGAGUCAACUGGAUGUUUUGUAUGAAUAAAA
This is a messenger RNA of Paralichthys olivaceus (Japanese flounder), 1123 nucleotides long. RefSeq names its product claudin-10-like. Gene Ontology annotation, biological process: cell adhesion; bicellular tight junction assembly. Lineage: Eukaryota; Metazoa; Chordata; Actinopteri; Pleuronectiformes; Paralichthyidae. Gene Ontology annotation, cellular component: plasma membrane; bicellular tight junction. Gene Ontology annotation, molecular function: structural molecule activity. The record is from RefSeq and is a predicted model, not a curated record.